GACCGCAAUGGUGAUAGUAAGAAGUGAACGCGAUCACACCACUGUCUUAAGGGCGCUAAUAGAUCCAGGGUCGGAAUCAUCGUUUAUAAGUGAAAAAGCAACUCAGUUACUUCAACUCACUAGAACAACAGCAAAAAGAAGUAUUAUCGGAAUGGGAUCUAUGAAAACGAAUGUAAACCAAGUAGUUCAGUUCAAAGUAGUUUCAAGAUACAAGUCGGAUUAUAGCAUACAAGUAGAAGCAUACGUCGUGUCUCAACAACUGACUGCUAAGAUACCCACAAAAUCACUUGCUGUUCAUAAUUGGCCACACCUAGAAGGAUUACACCUAGCUGAUCCAAGUUAUUGUACUCCAGGCUCCAUAGAUCUUCUUCUUGGUGUCAAAGAAUAUGCUAAAAUAUUACAAUCUGAUUUAAUCAAAGGUCCACCUGGCUCACCAUGUGCAUUAAAAACAGGUCUUGGUUGGAUUUUAUUUGGUGAGGUACAUUCUGGUGAAAAUUGUACUCAAGAAUCAAACUUUAUUUUUACACAUCAUGCAGUAGAUGUAGACGAAAUGCUGAAAGUCAUAUGGGAGGUAGAUAUGGAUACUAAAAGAAAAUUUACUAAAGAAGAGAGGCUGUGUGAAGACAUCUACGAAAAAACAUAUAAAAGAAAUGAUAAAGGACGAUACAUAGUGAAGCUACCAUUUAAGACAGAGAAUCCAGUUUCACCGGACGGAAAUACAAGAGAAAUAGCAUUGAAUAGGUUUUUACAAUUAGAGAAAAGAUUCAACAAACAACCACAAUUAAAAGAAAAAUACACACAAGUGAUAGAAGAAUACAAAAAUAUGAAACAUAUAGAAGAAGUACUAGAAGAAGAAAUACAUUCAAAAAGAUCAAUUUACAUACCACACCUUGCAGUCAUUCGUGAAGGAAAGGAGACUACUAGCACGCGUGUCGUUUUUGAUGCUUCAUGCAAAGGUUCAAACGGCAUCUCACUGAACGACGAGCUCUUAUUAGGACCAGUACUACAGGGUGAUCUUAGAAGUCUGUUGAUGAGAUGGCGAAUGCAUGCUGUUUGUUUCGUAUCUGAUAUUGAAAAAAUGUACCGAAUGAUUUUGAUAGCAAAAGAAGACAAAGACUUUCAAAGAGUUUUAUGGAGAGAUAAUCCUGAUGAACCUAUAAAAGACUACCGUUUUCUCACAGUAACAUUUGGGACGGCGUCAGCUCCUUAUCUUGCUAUCAAAACUCUCGUACAGCUAUCUAUUGACGAAGGUGAAAACUAUCCAAUUGCUACCAGGAUAAUUCAAGAGGAUUUCUACGUGGAUGAUGUUCUAUCGGGUUGUGAUAAUGUUGAAAAUGCUAUCGCAGCUGCCAAGGAGUUAAAAUAUUUAUUACAACAAGGUGGUUUUCAACUAAAGAAAUGGUCAUCUAAUAAUGCAGAAUUCAUGAGAUCUAUCAAACCAAGCGAAAGAUCCUCUAAUGUACACUUAGAUCUCAAUAUCGAUGGUACUACAAAGGCAUUAGGAAUCGCAUGGAACUUGAGAACUGAUAAAUUUGAAUACAAUUCGAGUACACAUAGCGAGUCAAUGAAUAUCACCAAACGUAGUAUUCUGUCAGAUAUUCAGAAACUCUAUGAUCCUUUAGGAUGGAUAGCACCAUUGUUGGUAAUGACAAAGAUAUUUAUACAACGACUUUGGCUGGAAAAGUACAGUUGGGAUGAAGAGAUAAGUCAAUCACUAAUAGACGAAUGGAGGACAAUAAAACGUGAUUUUAAGAACGUAAAUGGCAUACGUAUAGACAGAUGGUUACAUACAUUCAACAAAGAGAAAGAAUCUAUUGAAAUACAUGGUUUCAGUGACGCUUCAAUGCAAGCUUAUGCAGCCGUGGUAUAUUGUCGUGUUGUAAAUUCUGAUGGAACCAUAACAACCACACUUGUUGCUGCACAAACUAGAGUAGCCCCAUUGAAAACAAUAUCACUACCACGUUUAGAGCUUUGUGGUGCUGUCUUACUUUCAAGAUUGCUCAAACAAGUAACACAAGCAAUGAAAUUAUCUAUGUCCCAAGUGUUUACGUGGACUGAUUCCACUAUUGUCAUAUCUUGGCUACUUGGAGAACCCAGUAAAUGGAAACCCUUCGUUGCUAAUAGGGUGGUAGAAAUAAUAGAUAAUACCAACAACAGACAAUGGUACUAUGUGAAGUCACAAGACAACCCUGCUGACAUAGCGUCCAGAGGUAUGUAUCUUAAAGAUUUGCAAAAUUCGAACUUGUGGUGGAAGGGACCGAAAUGGUUGUCUGAACAUAAGAUAGAUUUUCAUAAGCCAAGUUGUACACAAACAGAUGAGGAAAUGAAAAAGGUUAUACACGUAAACUUAAAUAUAAAUAAUAAGGAAGAAGAAAAAGAAAAUCAUAUAUAUACACAAUUUGAAAAUUAUAAUACAUUAACAGAAUUGUUAAAAGUAAUAACAUUUUGUAAAAGAUUUCUAAAGUUUAGAUUGUUGGCAGAAAAUAUAAACAAUACUAUUACAACACAAGAAUUAGAGGAUUCAUUACGUAUAUGUAUACAAAUAAGUCAAAAAAUAGAUUUUGAAGAUGAAAUAGAAGCAUUAGAAAAGAAGAAAUCAGUAAAAAGAACCAGCAAUCUAAAAUCGUUAAAUCCAUACUUAGAUGAACAACGUAUUCUCAGGGUGGGCGGAAGGCUCAGACACGCUAAUAUCGAUGAAGAGAGUAAACAUCCAAUCAUAUUAAAUCAUAAAAACAGAUUUACAUAUUUAAUUGUCGCUGAUGCCCAUCGUAGAACUUUACAUGGAGGUAUACAAGUUAUGUUGACGUAUUUAACUUCUAAGUACUGGAUAGUAAGAGGGAAGGGUAUGAUUAAGGGAUACAUAAAUAAAUGUUUGAUCUGUGCGAGACAUAAAGUUGCUGUUAGAACCCAGAUCAUGGGAGAUUUACCUAAAGCACGUGUGACACCCUCUCGACCAUUCUUGCAGAGCGGAGUUGAUUUUACUGGUCCAUUUCAAAUUUUGAUAUCGAAGGGCAGAGGUAUGAAAACAAAUAAAGCUUAUAUUGCUAUAUUUGUAUGUAUGGCUACUAAAGCCAUUCAUCUGGAAUUGGUUGGAGAUAUGACGUCAGAGGCAUUCAUUGGUGCAUUUAAACGGUUUACUGCCAGAAGAGGAAAGUGCUCCCAUUUAUGGAGUGAUCAAGGGAGAAACUUUAUAGGAGCAAAUAAGGAGUUAGUAACUGCCUGGAAGGAUGCUUGUUUAGAAUUUAAAGGGGAAAUUGCUGAAUCUUUGGCGUGCGAUGGUACUCAAUGGCAUUUCAUCCCUGCUUAUAGCCCAAAUUUCGGAGGUUUAUGGGAAGCGGGCGUGAAAUCAAUUAAGUACCAUUUAAAAAGAAUAUUAACCAAUCACUUGACUUUUGAGGAAAUGACCACCAUUCUUUGUGAAAUAGAGGCGUGCCUAAAUUCUAGACCGCUCUGUCCGAUUGAUGACUCAGGUGACAUAAUUCAACCCUUAACACCGGGACAUUUCCUGAUAGGCGAAGCACCUAUUGUCAUUCCCAAUCCAGAUUUACAGCAUGUUAAAGUUAGUAACAUAUCCCGCUGGCAACAUACACAAAAAUUACUAAGAGAUUUUUGGAAUCGGUGGCAGAAAGAAUAUUUGUCUAGACUUCAACAAAGACCAAAGUGGCUUAAAAAAGAAAAGGAAUUUGCUAUCGGACAAAUAGUUCUUAUUAAAAAUGACCUACUACCGCCUGGUAAAUGGGCUCUAGGACGAGUGCUCGAAAAACACCCUGGAGAUGAUGGAAUUACUAGAGUUUACAGUGUGAAAAGUGGUAACAGUGUUGUAAAAAGAUCUAUUAGCAAACUGUGUUAUUUACCUGUGGACAUUGAAACUGAUUCUAAAUAAUGAACUUGUAUGUAGUUGUUAAUAUUUUAUAAAUUAAUUUAUAUACUACAAUAUUUUGUUACCUUUUAUAUUUGUUAUAUAUAUGUGCAUGAGAUAUAUUGUUAUUUGUUUAAAUUCUCGUUUAAAAAGACUUACAGUCAUUUUGGUGGGCGGCAUGUUAACGUAAUUUACUUAUAAUGUCAACAAUAGAAACAAACACUGGUUAACUUCAUGCCAUUCUAUUACUAUUGUCUCGUCGUAGGUUUAAAAGCAACAAUGUUAUGAAAUUGAAGUUAGUUGAAAAUAUAUCCAUUUCAGUAAA
Messenger RNA from Galleria mellonella (greater wax moth), 4184 nucleotides. RefSeq lists its product as uncharacterized. The transcript has a single exon. Gene Ontology annotation, biological process: DNA integration. Lineage: Eukaryota; Metazoa; Arthropoda; Insecta; Lepidoptera; Pyralidae. Bases 8 to 3883 code for a protein of 1291 amino acids. The record is from RefSeq and is a predicted model, not a curated record. Gene Ontology annotation, molecular function: nucleic acid binding.